Messenger RNA from Benincasa hispida (wax gourd), 1398 nucleotides. Its product is annotated as vestitone reductase-like. The record is from RefSeq and is a predicted model, not a curated record. Gene Ontology annotation, molecular function: oxidoreductase activity, acting on the CH-OH group of donors, NAD or NADP as acceptor. NCBI's taxonomy places the organism in Eukaryota, Viridiplantae, Streptophyta, Magnoliopsida, Cucurbitales, Cucurbitaceae.
UCUUUCAUUUCAUUUUGAUUUAACCAUUAGCCCUCUUUCCCAGAUCGAAAUGGGUGUUUCUUUUUUCAAUAUAAACAAUUGGGUGGGAUUCCGUCAUAUACAAAACGUUUCUACAGAGAGCAGAAAUCGAGAGAUAUGGAAAGUGGGGCGAAGGGUAAAGUUUGUGUAACUGGAGGCACUGGAUUCAUAGCUUCAUGGUUGAUCAAGAGGCUUCUUGAAAAUGGCUACUCUGUUACUACCACUGUUAGAGCCGACCCAGAGAAGAGAAAAGACUACAGUUUCUUGACAAAUCUACCCAGUGCAUCAGAAAAACUGCAAAUAUACCAUGCUGAUCUCAACGACCCAAACAGUUUUGCUCCUGCCAUUGCGGGUUGCAUUGGAGUCUUUCAUCUUGCUACCCCCAUUGAUGUGCAUGACAAAGAACCUGUGGAAUUGUUAACGAGAAGAACGAUUGAAGGUACAAUGGGGAUCCUUAAACUUUGUCUAGAUUCAAAAACGGUAAGGCGAGUUGUAUACACUUCCAGUGCAGCCACCAUGCAGUUUAGUCACCACAGUGUAGACUUCUUGGAUGAAAGUUGUUGGAGUGACAUUGGAUACAUCAAUAGUAUUGCACCAUACGGAAGAUCAUACCCGAUUUCCAAGACGUUAACUGAGAAAGCAGUUCUUGAGUUCUCUCAGCAAUAUGGAUUGGAAGUUGUCACUGUCCUUCCAACUUAUGUCGUCGGUUCCUUCAUUUGUCCAAAAAUUCCCGGCUCUGUUCAUGUGACAAUGUCUCUGAUAUUAGGUAAUGAAGCAGAGUAUGGAUUGAUCUUAAAAUCAAACAUGGUGCAUGUAGAUGAUGUGGCAAGAGCACAUAUAUUUCUAUUUGAACAUCCAAAUGCAAAUGGGAGAUAUGUUUGCUCUUCCCACAUAAUCACUUUGGAAGAAUUGGCCAACUUCCUUUCUGCCAAGUACCCAGAAUUUCAGAUACCAUCUCCUGAGUCUUUGAAAGAUGUCAAAGGCUACGUAUUCACUGAUGUCUCAUCAAAGAAGCUUUUGGAUGCUGGUUUUCAAUACAAGUAUAGUAUCGAAGAAAUGUUUGAUGGAGCAAUCCAAAGCUGCAAAGAGAAGGGUUAUCUUUAGCUCAUGUUUUUGUGUUGAUAAAUAUAUAAAAGUAAACGUUGAAAUGAUAUUAAUAAAUGCUUUUGAUUGCAAAGUUUGAUGUUGUUAGUUUCUCUAGGCUUUGGACCAUACAAAAUCUGUAUGUUACAAUUAUCUUUCUCAAGGAAGUAGUACCUGUUUCUGUUUUGCAUAGUCUCUUAUCUUCUGGAAACAUGUAUAUUUGAAUAGUUUUUGGCUUCUGUAGCAUGCAACUGUUGUGUACUUUGCAGUUAGUUUUAGGGAAAUACUUGGCUGCUU